UCGUGAAUGAGAAUGAACUGAUUCAACUGAUUGUGUGUUCCGUACGAGGGAUUCAUAACGUAGAGCGUCGAGAGCGAACGAUGUAUACGUGGAGGUUGUCCGGUUAUGCUCUUAGAAGAUUCAAUACUGGUUACGGCAACGGCACUAGUAAAUUAGCGCUCGUUCUGCAACACUGCGGUCCGAGGACGCAAGGUCGCGGCAAACUCGGCAGCUACCGCAGAAGGAUAAGUUCGUGGUUCCGAGAGCAGGGUACGCAGGCAGCUCAGGCCUGCAAGAAACAGUUUGAAUUUGUGGCGGCUCAGAGGAUCAGGAGGUACAUACAGAUAUUCCACCUCUAUACGAGGAUAUGGGAUGAGGUAGCACUAAGAGAAUUCAUGCGGCUGUGGAGACUUAGGCUUGCUAAGAAUGCCAAAAACUUCUUGAUAAGCGCUGCUGGAGUGAGCAUGUACAACUGGGAUCGCGACAGGAUAAGUGAUGAAGAAAUUAAUAGGUAUAAUCGUGAGAUUGAAGGAAUUUAUAGAUUAAGAGACUCUACAGUGGUUUGUACAAAGUGUCAUUUGCGAAUUGUUAUUGAUAUUAUACAGCCUGAUAUAAAAUAUUGUAAAUGUAGUGGAGUUCAGCCUUCUGAUGCUUCUGAUGAAAAUUUAGAUGGUUGGCAACCUUUCAUUGAGCGUCAGGAUAUGUUAAUAUGGAGGAAAGUAGAACCUGAUUCGGGUGGAUUGUUUGCCUAUAAAGUAUAUGGUUCAUUCUCUGACGUUACCGCUGAAGAUUUUUUACAAGUACAAAUCGAUGUAGAUUAUAGAAAGCAAUGGGAUCCCACUGCUCAGGAGUUACAGAUUAUUGAGACCGAUCCAAAGUUCAAAUCGUCUGUUAAUCAUAGCACUGAUGUUAUCCACUGGGAAAUGAUCUGGCCUAAAUUAUUUUCUAAUAGAGAUUAUGUAUAUCAACGACGAUGGAUCAUGGAUAGAGAAAAAGGACUUGUAGUUAUUGUCAGUCGAGUGACGGAACAUCCUAAUGUACCAGAAAGGCGAGGAAUUUAUAGAGUUAGAACAUAUUGGUCAUACAUGGUGAUAAAGCCUUAUACAGAAUUUCACGAACCAGGCAUUGAAUUUGGACUUACUUACUUUGACGAUCCUGGUGUCUCUGUACCAUCUGCUGUCACCGCAUGGGUAGCAUUGAGAGGUUUACCAGACUUUCUAAUUCGCAUGAGACAGGCUUCAAAGGAUUACCAAAAAUAUAAACUGAUGAAAAAAAAUGCACCUGACAGUAAUCAUUUUACUUUGUCUGAAGAAGACGUUUCCAAACAACAAAUCGAUGUAGAAGAUAAGUUAAAGAACAAUAAAAAAUCAAUGAGAGAUCAUAAAGAUCAACAAGACGAUUCUACUAACGAUACUAACAAGUUAGAUUUAACACACGAUGUACAGCAAGAAAAUGACUUGGCGGAAAGUGAAAAUAAGGAUACCAUUUCUACACCCAAAGAAGAGCAAGGUUUAUUACAUUAUUUCUAUCUUACGAAAUUAUUUGCAUUUUUGGAUUUUUGACAAAUGGAUUUAAUGAAGUAACUUUUGGCUAGUAGAUAUUUAAACGUGAUUUCGCAUGGAGGAAACAAUCUGCCGAUAAAGCUAUAGAAUGAACAGAUUCAUGGAUGUGCGGAACAAGUGACAUUUUAUUAACAUAUCUUGGCGAUAUAUGAUUUCAUAGAUACAUGAUUUCAUAGAUAAUAAGAAUGAAAUUGUGUGAAAAUAUGACAAUUGUUCAUCCUCUUUUUUUGGAAAAGUAUGUGUUCCUUUUUUAUAAAGAGAAGAAACAAAAAUAUUAAACAAGAAGUGAGACUGAUUAGGUAUGUCAUUGCCUUUAAUCCAUUUGUUAAUCAAAAAUUUGCAUUAUGUGUCGUAAGAUAAUGAACAAGAGCAAGCAAAAGGUAAUUUGAUUUUUACAUUACGGAAAGAUGAUAUGUGAGAAACUGCUUAAAUUUUAUAAUUUAUACAGUAUAAAGAUAUCUGUACAAAACAAAUUCAAUUAAUUGUAUAUCGAAACAUAAACGCAUAAGAUAUAUUUGUAUAUAUUUGUAUAAUAACUAAAAAAUAAGACUAAACUUUAGGGGUAUUCCUCAUAGAGGAUGAAUACAUAGUAUAUCAUUCAUUUCUUU
Messenger RNA from Trachymyrmex cornetzi, 2149 nucleotides. Its product is annotated as stAR-related lipid transfer protein 7, mitochondrial. The record is from RefSeq and is a predicted model, not a curated record. The coding region runs from base 81 to 1541 and encodes 486 amino acids. Lineage: Eukaryota; Metazoa; Arthropoda; Insecta; Hymenoptera; Formicidae. Gene Ontology annotation, molecular function: lipid binding. The transcript is spliced from 6 exons.